AUGGCUCAUGCUGACUGUUUUGUUGAUCCCCUUUUCUUUCUGGAACAACCCAGGCAUUUCAGCCGGACGAUGGAAGAACUGGUGCACGACCUGGUGUCGGCCCUGGAGGAGAGCUCGGAGCAGGCCCGUGGCGGCUUUGCGGAGACGGGGGACCACGCCCGCAGCCUGUCCUGCCCCCUGAAACGCCAGGCCCGGAAAAGGAGAGGCAGGAAGCGCAGGUCCUACAACGCGCAUCACCCCUGGGAGGCCGGCCACGGCCUGAGCGAGGGCUCCGACUCCAGCUUGGAGGAGCCGGGCAAGGACUACAGGGAGAACCCCGCCAGCCAUAAGCAAGAUCACAGCGACUCCGACGACCAGAUGCUGGUGGCCAAGCGCAGGCCGGCGUCCGCCCUGAACAGCAGCGUGCGGGGCAAGCGGCCGCUGUGGCACGAGGCGGACUUGGCCUUGGACGGCCUGGGCAGCCGCAGCCUGCGGCGCCGGAGGAAGGUGAAGCGCAUGGCCCUGGACCUGCCGCAGGACGCCUGCAAGCGCCCCAUGACCCAGCCCCCCGACGGCUGCAGGGACCAGGACAUGGACCAGGACCGGGCGUACCAGUACCCGGAGUUUGCCAAAAGCAAAGUCAGGAAGCGGAAACUGAGGGUCCCCAGGCAGGGACCCAAAACCCACGACGAAGGCGUGGUUUUAGACAGCGAGGAGCUGAGCCAGACCAAGGACAAGAUGGAAUACGAAGAGCAGAAGGUGUCCGACGAGCUCAUGAGUGAAAGCGACUCCAGCAGCCUCAGCAGCACGGAUGCUGGCCUGUUUACCAACGAUGAGGGCAGGCAAGGUGACGAUGAGCAGAGCGACUGGUUUUACGAAAAGGACUCGGGCGGAGCGUGUGGCAUCACGGGGGUCAUUCCCUGGUGGGAGAAGGAAGAUCCCAGCGAGCUGGACAGACACUUGCCAGACCCCGUCUUUGAAAGCAUCCUAACGGGUUCCUUCCCCCUCAUGUCGCAUCCCGCGAGAAGAGGUUUCCAAGCUAGACUCAGUCGCCUCCGUGGAAUGCCUUCCAAGAAUAUUAAAAAGUCUGGAGGGACCCCACCUUCAAUGGGGACCGCUCCGGGCUCAGUCAGUAACAAGAGGAUGGGUCACUUCUCCCCGGAUUCUCACCACCACGACCACUGGUUCAGCCCGGGGGCCAGGACCGAGCACGGCCAGCAUCAGCUUCUGAGAGACAGCCGAGCCGAGAGAGGACACAAGAAAAACUGCUCUGUGAAGACGGCCAGCAGGCAAACCAGCAUGCAUUUAGGAUCCUUGUGCAUGGGAGAUGUCAAACGGAGAAGGAAGGCAGCACCCUUGCCUGGACCUCCUACAACAGGAUUCGUUGGGGAAAACGCCCAGCCCAUCUCAGAAAACAACAUAGGGAACCGCAUGCUCCAGAACAUGGGCUGGACACCUGGUUCGGGCCUCGGACGCGAUGGCAAGGGGCUGGCCGAGCCCAUUCAAGCCAUGCAGAGGCCAAAGGGAUUGGGACUUGGAUUUCCGCUACCAAAAAGCACUCCCGCAGCCCCCAGCACCCCCAUCCCCGCCUCGGGGACAUCCACCUAAGAAGAAACACUGCACAGUUUUGCUUCGCUUGCUCUGUGUCCCGUUGUUCUGAAAUCACAGCACAGCUUCUGUUCGUGGAGCAGAAAUCGACAAGGCCUCAGACUUGUCCCGCCAGCUUCCUAACCGCAUCCAGACCUACCACGGCGACAGAGAUGCGCUUUCACCCCAGCUCAUGGUGCUCAAGUUCAAACCAUUCCCUUUCAAUGUCGGCAACUUUCGGCUGUUUUUAGAUAUGAAGAACAGUUCAUUUCUCUUAUUUAUUUUGAUGGCAAAUGCCAGUAAUGUCUAAUGCUUUUAAGCUUGAUUCAGUCACGUAUGGGUGUGAGCCCGGGCAAAUGUGAGUGCACCCAAGGGUUUCUAAAAUGAGACAGGCUGGGGAGGUUGUGUCUCCUGUCACCCCGAUCGAGGGUGACUCAAAAGACCCAUCAGUGAGGUCCUAAGCGAAUCUUUGAUUGAAAGACGUGUCAGUUCCAUAUUUGUUGAGUUUGGCGUUUGUGAGUAAGUGUGUGUGUGUGUGUGUGUGUGUGUGAGGAUUCUCUAAUGGGGAGAGGUACCCAUUAAUCUUCUAACCUUGGACAGUGUGGUGUGAAGUUCACAGUUGACCAACCGCAAUUAACGUAUCCCUCUGACGUUUUGACAAAAAUAAACCUCAUCCCUAUUAUCA
This is a messenger RNA of Myotis davidii, 2251 nucleotides long. RefSeq names its product G-patch domain containing 2 (gene GPATCH2). Gene Ontology annotation, molecular function: nucleic acid binding. Lineage: Eukaryota; Metazoa; Chordata; Mammalia; Chiroptera; Vespertilionidae. The transcript is spliced from 9 exons. The coding region runs from base 1 to 1587 and encodes 528 amino acids. The record is from RefSeq and is a predicted model, not a curated record.